AUGCAUAAAUAUAAAGAAGAUUUUCAUAAAGAAGAACCUACUAUAGAACUUCCACCACCACCAUUAUUCAAUUAUAUAGAAUUACAAAUAUCAAUUGAACAACGACACCUUUAUACUCGAAAGUCGAAUGAAUAUUUUUGUUCAUCACUUAGAAAAGAAAAGACAUUUCGGUUAGAUUAUUAUAAUCUUCCUAUAGAGGAUUAUGAAUCUUUAAAUUAUUAUUCUGUUGUUGAACCAUGUUUAAAUCAACUUACAGAAUUAAUAUGUACAACAAAACGUCGAAAAGCCAACUUAUUACUCUCUUUAUCAAAAUUUUCACAUAAUAUUAAAUUUAUGGCAAUAACUAUUAGUUAUCAACGUGAUUUAUCAGGUGAUGAUGUAGUAAGAACUUAUGAACAACAAAAAGUUGAAAAUGAGGCAUAUUGUUUGGCUACAUUAAUCGAGUCACAAAAAGGAUUAUGCAGCCUGAGAUUACACGUAUGUUCAGAAGGAUUAUCAACAAUAAUGGUAGCAUUAAAGACUCAAAUUAAUUCAUUGAAAUCUUUAAGUUUUAUAAACGUUAAACUUUUUGGAUAUGAGAUAUUAAGUUAUUUAAUAUCUUUAAAAAAACUUCAACAACUUGAAUUUAUUUCAUCAAGUUUUAAAGAUGAACCAGAUGAAACUAUUCCAUCAAUAUUGACCAAACUAAAUUUUCCAUGUCUUACUGAACUCAAUUUUAAUGGAUCAUAUAUUACAAAUGAAAUGUUGGAAAUAUUUUUAAAACUUUCUUAUCCAAAUUUGGAAACGUUUAAUCUUGGAAAACGAACCCAUUGUGAUAAUUCUAGUCAACAAAAUUUGAUAUCAGGCUCUCGAGAAAUAAUUAGUCAAAUACCAACAUUGCAUCCUACUUUAAAGCAUCUUAAAUUAUAUUUAUAUCCUGAUGAAAUUUCUCAACUUGGAAUAAUAUUUUCUUGUAAUAAAUUUGAAACGAUAACGUUAGCUGGAUCAACACGAAAAUCAAGCCAAUUAAGAUUUGAAGGAUCAAUGUGGGAAUUUAAUCCUUAUUGUCUAGAAAUACUUUUAAAUAAAUGUAAGUUCAUGAGAUUAGAUAGUUUUGAAAUUGUUGAUUCAAAAAGUUUUAGUAACGAACAUUUAAAAGUCGUUAUUAAAUGUUUGAAAGAUGUUAUAAGAAAAUUGGUUUUACGUACUAGAAAUAGGUUGAGUCAUUGGCUAAUUAAAAAAGCUAGCAAAGUUUUUGAUGUUGAUUAUCAGAAAAACUCACUAAAAGAUAGUGCGUACAUACCUAUAUAA
Dentiscutata erythropus is the source of this 1290-nucleotide messenger RNA. NCBI's taxonomy places the organism in Eukaryota, Fungi, Glomeromycota, Glomeromycetes, Diversisporales, Gigasporaceae. The record is from the annotation of a GenBank genome assembly.